UCACGAACUUGCCGAUUCUACAAGUACCCAGUGCAUCAUUCGGUUCCUCAGCACGGUCGGAGCUAACGGUAACCGAAACACCGGGCAUUUUAUCAUGAGUGAAAACCCGAGUGGAACGGUCGCAUUUUCAGAUAUUGUUUUCAUGACGGAAUAGUCUACAAAAAAUUAAGGAGUUGAGGUUUCUCACCCACACAUAAUGUCCAUAGGCGCGCGCGCUCUUAUGUAGCCAAACGCAUUCAGACUCACCACAUAUUUUCCGUUUGUUACCAGAGCACGGAGGCAUCAACCCGGUUGGACCUAAAGUCAUGGAUGUAUGGUUCUGUUCUUUACGACUUUGUGGCUUAAGGAUUUUGUUUCUUUCAAGCAUCUUUCAAGGCUAUUUCAGCUCAAUGUUAGAUUGCCCGCCAACCUGCAGCUGUUCACCUACUGAGAUCUAUUGCAAUAAGUCCGACAGUGGGAAUUUCUUUCCCCUCCUCGCGCUACAAGAUACUGGAGGCAGCAAUGGCAGUAGCAGCAACGACAUUGAGGACCUCUUCAGGAACAUCACCUCCAUACACAUAGAGAACUGGACAGGACUGCAGAUUCUAAAGGACGUUGACAUGGAGCUGUAUGCUGGAUUGCAACGGCUGACUAUCACAAACUGCAAUCUACGAACGAUUCAUGCUCGUGCUUUUGCACAAAAUCCCCAUCUUCGUUACAUAAAUCUGUCCAAGAACCCACUUACCACACUGUCCUGGCAGCUCUUCAAGAAUCUUCAACUUAUUGAACUGAGGCUGGAAGGCAUCGUAUUCGACUGCGGCUGCGCGAUUCGCUGGAUACAGCUCUGGCAGCAGAGAGGGGAAGCAGGCUUGCACACCCAGCAGCUCUACUGCAAGAAAGACGCCUACAAGAUCCGCCUGCGGGCCAUGAGCAUUGCAGACUGCGACCUGCCAGGUAUCAAGGUAACGCACAGUAACCUGACAGUAAUGGAGGGAGACAACAUCACAGUUAGCUGCAACGGCUCAGGUUCUCCAUUGCCUGAUGUGGACUGGACUGUGAAUGGACUUCACUCCAUCAACACACACCAAUCGAAUGUCUAUUGGCCAAAUAUUCACUCCAUCAACCUUACUCUUGUCAACGUGAGUCGAGAUGACAAUGGCUUCGUACUGACCUGCAUCUCAGAGAACAUGGUGGGAAUGACCAAUAUGUCUCUACAGCUGGCAGUGCAAUUUCCCCCGGUGAUCCUAAAGCUGGAGGAGCCCGAGCGCCGGCACCACACGUGCAUCGAAUUCACAGUGCGGGGCUUCCCGCAGCCCGUGUUGCGCUGGAUCCACAAAGGUGGCGAUAUCCAGAACCCAUACGUCCGCACAGAGAUGGAGCCCUACCAGGACUACCUAGAGGGCUGCCUCACUUUCGAGAACCCCACGCACUAUGACAACGGCAACUACACGCUGGUGGCCACCAACUCCCUUGGGUCCGUCACAAAAACCGUCCUCGGACAUUUCCUGGAGGCCCCGCCAUUUUUGGAUGAGGAGGGAAUUCUGGAGUAUGAACCCACACCUGGUAAUGAUGGAAACAGACCAGAGGAGGAUUCUUUUGGGAUGUCCAUAGCUGUGGGACUGGCUGGUUUUGGCUGCGUGUUUCUCAUCGUUAUGUUUGUGCUAGUCAACAAGUAUGGCAGACGCAACAAAUUUGGAAUGAAAGGACCUGUAGCAGUGAUUAGUGGGGAGGAAGACUCUGCCAGCCCUCUUCAUCACGUCAACCACGGCAUCAUCACACCAUGCGCGCUGGAUGCCGGACCUGAUGCAGUGGUCAUUGGAAUGAACCGCAUUCCUGUCCUGGAGAACCCGCAGUACUUCCGGCAUGGACACAACUGCAGCAAGCCCACCACCCAUGUCCAGCACGUGAAGCGGCGGGACAUUGUCCUGAAGCGUGAGCUGGGGGAAGGGGCUUUCGGGAAGGUCUUCCUGGCUGAGUGCUAUAACCUGAGCCCUACCAAGGAUAAGAUGCUGGUUGCUGUCAAGACUCUGAAAGACCCAACUUUGGCUGCCAGGAAGGACUUCCAGAGAGAGGCGGAGCUCCUUACCAACCUCCAGCACGAGCACAUCGUCAAGUUUUAUGGCGUGUGCGUGGAUGGCGAUCCCCUCAUCAUGGUGUUUGAGUACAUGAAACACGGGGAUCUCAACAAGUUUCUGAGGGCCCACGGUCCAGACGCUACGAUCCUGGUGGACGGCCAUCCGAUGCAGAGCAGCGGUGAGCUGGGCCUUUCCCAGAUGCUGCACGUUGCCACGCAGAUAGCGGCUGGUAUGGUGUACCUGUCCUCCCAGCACUUUGUGCACCGCGACCUGGCCACACGCAACUGUCUGGUGGGGAAUGGGCUGCUAGUGAAGAUUGGUGACUUUGGCAUGUCCAGAGAUAUCUACAGCAUGGAUUACUAUCGGGUGGGUGGGCACACCAUGCUUCCUAUUCGCUGGAUGCCUCCCGAGAGCAUCAUGUACAGGAAGUUCAGUACGGAGAGUGACGUGUGGAGCUUCGGUGUGAUCAUGUGGGAGAUCUUCACCUACGGCAAACAGCCAUGGUUUCAGCUGUCCAAUAAUGAGGUCAUCGAGUGCAUUACACAAGGCCGAGUGUUAGACCGACCUCGCCUCUGUCCGAAGGAAGUCUACGACCUCAUGCUGGGCUGCUGGCAGAGGGAGCCACAGCAGCGGCUAAACAUCAAAGACAUUCAGAAAGUCCUUUAUGCUUUGGGCAAAGCCACACCUGUCUAUUUGGACAUCCUUGGCUAAUGCAGAUGUGCAUCAUCUCGCCAGAGGCUAUCGCGAUCCAGGAAUAACCAAACAGCCCCUAACCUCACUAUUCCACUGUCAAAUCACCUACACGCUGGGGGUGGACUUAAGUGCCUGCAACACCUUUUUUUCAAUACACUGGAAUAAAAAGUUGAAAAAAAACAAACAAACAAAAAAACGAUAUUUAAAAACAAGUACUUUUACAUUUUGUUUACUCGUACAGUAUAUAGUGUACAGAAUUCUAUGAAGCUAAAAAUUUUCCUAAAAACUGAAGAAUAAUAGAUUACAAAAUUCUGUAAAUGAAAUGUUGCCUUUGAUGUGGCAACCACAUGUCUAAAGAGUAAAGCUUUCCAGUGUUUCAUUUUAUAAACGCAUAUACACAUAUAUGAAUAUAUUUUUAUUUAUUUAGUUUAAUUUUGAAUGGCAUGGGUGCCUGUCAUGUUAAGCGCUGUAGAUCGAUCUUAAUUUCGGUUAUUUUCUGAUUUUGUUACUUUGUUUUUCUUUCUAGCACUUAGUCAGAGAAGCCUUACUCAGUUUGAGUUCUUUUACUAGUUAGGUCUUCAUCAUUGCUUUUUUUUCCCUUUUCGUCUUUUUAUAUUCUGCCAUUUGGAUUUUUUCAGUGAAGAGUUCUUGAGUGGGAAACAUCUUUAGAAUACUAAAAUAUAGGUAUAUUUUAAUUGUAUGUGAUUGUACAUACUGUAAAUUUAUAUACAUGUCAACUUAACUUAUUUUUUUCCUUUAUAUGGUAGUUUUUGUCUUCUUUCCACCCAAUGGUUGGUUGGUAGCAUAGACCUUCUAAACACUCCAACCAUAAGAGGGCAUAUUGUUCUGUGUGACCACUAGUGUAAUACUUUAAUCCCACGCUUUAUGGUCAGAUCACUUUCUGUAUUAAGCCUGUCUGGAAAUAACUGUUUUAAGACACUUCAAGGCAAAUGAAUGUUUAUUUAGGAAACAUCAGCUCCCGGAAAAAUCAUAUUAAAUGAUAUACUGCUUUUUUAAGGUUCCAAGACCUAAUGUGAAAAAAACACAGGCUUUUAAAAUACAGGCUUUUUGUCACAGUUCUAAAAAGGCACCCAUCUGAAGCAAUGUUUUGCAAACCUUCAUAAUAUGUGACCAGUGCCAUAGCAAUUGAAGUUAACGAUCACCUGGUGUUGUUGUCUGUAGCGAAACAAUUCUGUGUUACUUUGGAAUGGGAGUGUAUAUUUUACACAAUAUCUUUCGCAGUGUCACCAUUUCGACGACUUCAGAUUCUCUUGCCUAUUUGCAGUACUGGAAACGUUUGUUAAAGACAAACGAGCAAUGUAUGUUUAGAUUAUGUAUUAAAUAAAUAUUAAAAGCUGUUCUGUUGGA
Messenger RNA from Electrophorus electricus (electric eel), 4115 nucleotides. It is a transcript of the gene ntrk3b, whose product is annotated as neurotrophic tyrosine kinase, receptor, type 3b. Gene Ontology annotation, molecular function: ATP binding; neurotrophin receptor activity; neurotrophin binding. Lineage: Eukaryota; Metazoa; Chordata; Actinopteri; Gymnotiformes; Gymnotidae. Gene Ontology annotation, biological process: positive regulation of phosphatidylinositol 3-kinase/protein kinase B signal transduction; multicellular organism development; cell surface receptor protein tyrosine kinase signaling pathway. The record is from RefSeq and is a predicted model, not a curated record. Gene Ontology annotation, cellular component: plasma membrane; signaling receptor complex; axon.